CGCCGCAGCCGGGGUAACCUAAAUCUGUCUUAUCCAUUUUUCGAUCGCUCAUUGCCCAUGUAUGUGAGAUUGGUCUCAACGCUUUUCCAACGGCAUGAUACUGGUUGCAUUCCGUUUUGCAUUGACACGGGAGGUUGCACGACGUGCGACGAAUGCUGCUUCACCGUCUCGGCGAUCCAUCUAUGCCUAUUCCUCACCCGCUACCUUCAGACGUGCAACGCCAAGAUCACCAUUUCCGCUUUUGCUGAACUGAGGGGAGGAUGGCGCCCAAAAUAUCAUCGGUACUCGGUUUCCACGAGCGCGAACGGCUGCACAAGAACCCGUCGAUAUUGGCCUACACGGGAGAUGCAGGUCAAAACUACCUUGAUCUAGGCAACAACGACCAAGAAGGCACUCAAAACUCAACAAACCCACCACGCCGUCGAAAUUCCAGCCCGGCGAAGAAGAUGACAAAUAGAUCGCGACUCAACUCGCUUUCGUCUAGUCUGAGCAGUGCUCGGACUGCUGUGGCCGAACGCGCUAAGAAGCUUCACGUGCGCGAGUCUACUCUGCAAGCCAUCGGCCAACUGCGCAAGAACAUGACAAAAGGCCACGCAUCUCCAACGCAGCAUUCUCAGUCCAGUAGAGGCUCAACUCCUACUCAACAUGAGUCCAACCAGUGCGAUAACGAUCAUGUUGAUAUCGAGAACCAGGCUGGAGUCGAGAACUCUGGCUUCGAGUGCAUGUAUUCCGAGGUCAGCUUAGGGGACGAAACUGAGUUCACCCACUCGUCCACGAAGGGCCCAACAGGAACUAAGAACAAAUUAUCGAGAUUUUUGUCGUCACGACCGUGGACCAAACGUUCCAAGCAAACGCGGAGAUUCAGCGAUGUUCUUUACUAGGUUCACCAUCGUGAAUAAUUCAAAAUAAAAAUGUGUAUAAAUGCUU
Phytophthora nicotianae INRA-310 is the source of this 927-nucleotide messenger RNA. RefSeq lists its product as hypothetical. The coding region runs from base 261 to 881 and encodes 206 amino acids. The record is from RefSeq and is a predicted model, not a curated record. NCBI's taxonomy places the organism in Eukaryota, Oomycota, Peronosporomycetes, Peronosporales, Peronosporaceae. The transcript has a single exon.